AUGCUCCAAGAACAGCUUUCAGAUUAAAGCAAUUGCAAGAGCAAAGAUUCUUCCUUUUCCCUUUUUUCCUGGGGGGUGGGGGGUGGGGUGGGGGGAGGGAGCGCCCCCAGACAUUCCAGGACAUCACCCCCUGCCCCAAGCACGCAAUAAACACUGACAAGAAAAAGUUUUUAUUUCCUGGUUCAACUUUUUUUUUUUUCCUGGAAUAUAGACUGAAGAAUGGGAAUAAACACGAAUAAAUAACAAAGCGAGGCCGCGCACGCCGGGAUGCGCCUGGCUGCAGCCGGCGAGGCUAUUGUCUCCCCGCCCUGAAGCCAGCCCCGGCCCCGGCGUCUUUCUCCAGCUCUUUUCCUUUCCCGGCCUUUUUUUUUUUUUUUUUUUUUUUUUUUUUUUAAUUUUCUUUUUUAAAAAGACGUCCCCUCCAGCCCCCUCGCCGGUGACCUUGGCCACCUCGGAUGCUCUGAUUCCACGCGGCUCGCUCUAACUUGCCCCCGCGCCGGCCGGGCCCAUGGCCGCGUCGGAGGACGGGAGCGGCUGCCUCGUGUCGCGGGGCCGCUCGCAGAGUGACCCCAGCGUCCUCACCGACUCCUCGGCCACCUCCUCCGCGGACGCCGGGGAGAACCCAGAUGAGAUGGACCAAACGCCCCCGGCGCGUCCUGAAUAUCUGGUCUCAGGGAUUCGAACUCCCCCUGUGAGGAGGAACAGCAAACUGGCCACCCUGGGCAGGAUCUUCAAACCCUGGAAAUGGAGGAAAAAGAAAAACGAAAAACUGAAGCAGACAACAUCAGCGCUGGAGAAGAAGAUGGCCGGCAGGCAAGGCCGAGAGGAGCUCAUCAAGAAGGGACUGCUGGAGAUGAUGGAGCAGGAUGCUGAAAGCAAAACUUGUAACCCCGAUGGAGGACCCCGAUCUGUACAGAGUGAACCACCCACUCCCAAGUCGGAGAUGCUGACUUCAGAAGAUGCCCAGCCCGGAAGCCCCUUGGCCACUGGGACGGACCAGGUCUCCCUGGACAAGCCACUGUCCUCAGCCGCCCACUUGGAUGAUGCAGCCAAGAUGCCAUCUGCAUCCAGUGGUGAAGAAGCAGAUGCUGGCAGCCUCCUGCCCACCACCAAUGAGCUCUCCCAAGCCUUAGCUGGGGCUGACUCCCUGGACAGUCCUCCCAGACCUCUGGAGAGAUCCGUGGGCCAACUCCCCAGCCCGCCACUGCUGCCCACUCCGCCACCCAAGGCAAGCUCCAAAACCACAAAAAAUGUCACAGGCCAAGCCGCAAUCUUCCAAGCCUCCAGCAUGAAGAGUGCCGACCCUCCCCUCCGGGGCCAGCUCUCCACACCCACGGGGUCUCCGCAUCUCACCACAGUCCACCGGCCUCUUCCCCCAAGCCGCGUCAUUGAGGAGUUGCACAGGGCGCUGGCCACAAAGCACCGCCAGGACAGCUUUCAAGGAAGAGAAAGUAAAGGGUCUCCAAAGAAGCGGCUGGAUGUCCGUCUGUCGAGAGCGUCCAGCGUGGAGCGGGGCAAGGAGAGGGAGGAGGCUUGGAGCUUCGACGGGGCCUCGGAGAACAAGCGAACUGCCGCUAAGGAAUCUGAGGAGAACAAGGAGAACCUGAUCAUCAAUUCUGAACUCAAGGACGACUUGCUUUUGUAUCAGGACGAGGAGGCGCUGAACGACUCCAUUAUUUCUGGAACACUGCCACGGAAAUGCAAGAAGGAGCUCCUGGCCGUGAAGCUAAGGAACCGGCCAAGCAAACAGGAACUAGAAGACCGGAACAUUUUCCCCAGAAGGACUGAUGAAGAAAGACAGGAGAUCCGGCAGCAGAUCGAGAUGAAGCUCUCCAAACGGCUGAGCCAAAGACCUGCCGUGGAAGAGCUGGAGAGAAGAAAUAUCUUGAAACAAAGGAAUGAUCAGACAGAGCAAGAAGAAAGAAGAGAAAUCAAGCAAAGAUUGACAAGAAAGCUUAAUCAGAGACCCACUGUUGAUGAAUUAAGAGACAGAAAAAUUCUGAUACGAUUCAGUGAUUACGUGGAAGUAGCAAAAGCGCAGGACUAUGACAGGAGGGCAGACAAACCCUGGACGAGACUGUCAGCAGCAGAUAAGGCAGCAAUUCGUAAAGAAUUAAAUGAGUACAAAAGUAAUGAAAUGGAGGUACAUGCAUCAAGCAAGCACUUGACAAGAUUCCACAGGCCAUAGAGAUUUUCUUCUGAGAAGAAUUUGUGUUUAAUUUUUUUGAUACCAACACUGAACAUUCAUCAGGGAACUUUCCUGAAGUUCAGCUCAAGACUACCUGCUGUGUUUGUGAGAAGGGCAGGAUCACACACACAGGUGCAAUCUUGACCACACUUACCUGCAAGAGGAGUAACCAGAGGACACACUUCCUUCCUUCUUUAGUGUCUGAGGAGUGUGAACUGUUGGGGUCAGUUAAGACCCAACAUAACUCUAUCAGAAGAAAACUGUUGUUUGCCUUUCAACCUUGUUUUACAGUUCUGCAGUGUAAUGGAGGACGGGCAACGUGCAUGUGCAGGCUCACCACUCCUAGGCCUCUGACAUGAGGGACAUGUGACAGUGUCAUUCAGUAUUAUGUUCAAAAGACAUUUUUAUCCUGAUCAUAAUUAAUUUGAAAACUCUUUAAGUUCAUGUUAUACAAAAUGAUUUACUGUAUUAUACUUUUCCUUUUUUAUAUAAUGUCUAACAAAAAAUACAGCUGCAACAUUUUGAUUCCUGUUAAUUUUGUUCUUUAAUUAAAUGACUACUUAUUGCAGGAAAUUAA
This is a messenger RNA of Nomascus leucogenys (northern white-cheeked gibbon), 2765 nucleotides long. RefSeq names its product phosphatase and actin regulator 3 (gene PHACTR3). Lineage: Eukaryota; Metazoa; Chordata; Mammalia; Primates; Hylobatidae. The record is from RefSeq and is a predicted model, not a curated record. Gene Ontology annotation, biological process: actin cytoskeleton organization. Gene Ontology annotation, molecular function: actin binding.